This is a messenger RNA of Trematosphaeria pertusa, 3694 nucleotides long. RefSeq names its product kinase-like protein. The transcript is spliced from 6 exons. Lineage: Eukaryota; Fungi; Ascomycota; Dothideomycetes; Pleosporales; Trematosphaeriaceae. The record is from RefSeq and is a predicted model, not a curated record. Gene Ontology annotation, biological process: protein phosphorylation. Gene Ontology annotation, molecular function: protein kinase activity; ATP binding. The coding region runs from base 96 to 3293 and encodes 1065 amino acids.
CAGCUCAGCCUACCAAGGAAGCCUAGUCAACCAACGAUCCCUUCAACGACCUCCCUCAAGCCGACAAGCUCCUUGUCAAUCUACGAUGACCCGGUAUGCCUCCGCCGACUGCAACGGCUGAGGCUCGAAGAAAAGAGAUCAAAGAUUACCUGGCCCGCCACAUCGUCAAUUCGCGUAAGAUCGCCGACGCGUAUAUCCGCUAUCAGGACGUCCAGUAUGCCUGGUCUGGAAUCAACUGCAAAGCAACCAUUUCGGGCGCGCUCCAUCCCGCCACUCCGACGGAGACAGAAAUCGAAGUCAUUCGAAGCCAGCUGCUGAGAUUCUUAUCAAUUCUGGUCUUUAUCGAUGCACACGAGUUCUUAAACGACUUCCGACUUCACUUCUUCGGCCGAAAUGGAGAAGUGCUAUGCUCCGAUAGCUGCCUGCCUUUGGAGGACGACGAUAUUCCGGACUUUGGUGAUUUUGCUCUCCGACAAAGGUUUCGCCACGAGCAAUACCUGUUCAUUCCUGAAGUUCUUUACGAAACAGCUGCAGUCAAGCAGAUUGAGGAUGACCGUCGGCUUCCAUUUGAAGUUGUCUCGGAAGACCACAUGGAUGGUGCGUACGGGAGAGUAGAUCGAGUCGGAAUAUCGCCAUUUUACUUUCGGACUCGUGAUAGAGACGGGACCUAUUCACAGGUCAAUUCAGAAGUCAAAUAUGUUGCCUGCAAAAGGUUCCAUCCUCAGCGAGGCUUUGCUCGUAACGAUGCCAGACGGGAACUUGACAACCUACAGGUUCUCAAGGAGAGUAUUACCUCACACCACAACAUCCGCCUCCAUCUCGCUAUAUUGCACCACAAGGGCGAGCACUUCAUCCUCCUCCCUUGGGCGGAACAUCUUGAUCUCGAUAUCUUCCUACGCGAAGGGUAUGAUUUUAAGGGUACCAGAAUCUACAAAUUCAACCCCCGGUUUCCACGCAUCGAGCAAGGAGCAAUGAUCAAUGAUAUUUGCAUGCAGAUGCAUCAUCUUGCUCACGCCCUGGAGUGGCUCCACAAAGGCAUCACCACGCACGGGACGCACCAAAAUAGGAUUCGAUUCGCGCAUAUGGAUCUCAAGCCGAACAAUGUUCUAAUCGACAAUGACGAUGGACCAUCAACGGUCGGCAAGUGGGUGCUUACCGACUUCGGUAUUUCUGCCUUCAAGGAAGAUGACGAGUCGGACUCAUCAAACUUGGUGUCAGUUCGAGAUUACUAUCAGACUCUCACCAUCAACACGCCGCCACGAAGAGACCCUGGUGCAUACCAGCCUCCAGAGGUCGAAAACACCGACAAUAAAUUGCACGAGAGGAGAAACAAUGCUAGAGAAGGGCGGGCUGGGCGAAGAGGAGACAUCUGGUCCUUUGGGUGCAUAUUCUCCGAAGUCCUUGCCUUCUCGUUGGGCCAAGCAGAACUCGUCAAAGAAUUCCGCAGAGCGCGCAAAGGGCGAUACCGCAACGACUACUUCUACGAAAAGUACUCCCACGGGACGUUGGAAGCGGAUCAGACUGAGAUGUCUUAUCGUGUGCGACCUUGGAUUAUCGAUUGGCUUCGCACGCUUCCGGAGAGGUAUACAUUCCCCAAAGAUGCUAUCAACUGCUGCGUCGAGACCAUUCUGGAUGUUCUUGACGUUGACGGAUCCCGAAGACCGAAAGCGAAUGAGUUAUUGAUCAAGAUGCAACAUGUCGCAAGCCAUGUCAGUACCGCUAGGGCUCCAGGUGGUUAUCCGCCAAACUGCCCGUUGGAGAGGCGCCCUUCCCAGCGCCCAUCUCCACCGCCUUCACCAGAGAUACCUCCCUCCCCAGCACCGCCCGUUCCAGUCUCAAUACCGUCCAUCAAGCGGAUCAACACAAUAGAGGAAGAGACUCUCCUAAGCUACCGUAUAGCCCCAGGCCAAGGCUCACGUAGCCUGUCGCAAGCCGAAUCCGUGGAUCCCAUGACGAUUGCUUCCGCGUCAGAAUCGCAACCGAAGUUACCAGAGAACAUACAAUCACCUACAUCACGCCGGCAAGACAGCGUUGCCGAUCCCCAGAGCUUCAGUCCGCCGUUACGUGGAUCUGUAAACGGUCUGGGCAUCAGUCAUGAGCGAGAAAACUCUCUUAGUACGCCGAGUACUGCGCAAACACUCGAGUCUGGUCGGCCUACCUCUAUAGCGUCACGAAAAGACUGUCAUGGUGUGCUAAUACAUCAAGACAAACUCCGCAAGAUCCACGCCCCCGUCGUAAUCAUUCCCAAGCACUUAUCAGAGCGAAAGAUCGUUUGUGUCUCCCUCUGCUCCUCUGGACGGCGCGUCGCCUAUCUGACGGAGAUCAAGAAGUCUCAGUUGGAGAUACAUUUAUACGACCUGUUAUUAGCGGAUAGACAUGAACAGCAUGAUGGUCGGUGGGGAGUGUUAGCGAAUCCGAUAGUGUUGCCCAACGGUGCAGCUUGGGCAAAGGUGGUCUUGGCAGGAGACUAUCUAGUCGCUUGGGGCACAGCAACGCGCGGCGCGAAAAUGGUAUACAUUACAAAUCGGAUGUCUGCACAGGUCUGGACCGGAUCCGAGCUUGACGGGUUGGCGUCCCUUAUCACCAUUGCCGUCUCCAGGAAUGGUUCUCUUGCCUUCGUGUCCAGCAAGUCUAUAAUAUACACGGUCGUGGAAGGAGAGCUGAUGAAAGAUCCGUAUUUCCGUGAAAUAGUUCGAGCGAAGAACGAUCAUUCCUUUACACACGCCGCAUUCAAUGACGAUGGGACGCUGUUGUACGCAUGGCAAUUUGGCCGCCCGGAUGACUGCUUAUCAGUUUUCCGCAUCGGAGAGUUCGAGAAGAAGAUAGUACUUCCAGCUGACUCAGAAGGAAGCUAUCAAUCUAAGCAACAAGGCAGCCCUACCGCUACCAUCAUUCCCUACAACACCUAUCUCGGUUGCGUCAUUCUAGCCCAAGGAGACGCUUUCUUCCCGGCUCAGAUCCGUAGCACGCAACGCGGCGUCAUUCAUACGCUGCCAAAGAACAUGAGCACAAUUCGAAACACUGUUGCUGCAUGCAUUUACGGCGAUCAUUCACUCCUCGUUACCGAGAAAGGCCUCAGACACACGCGAAUAUGGGAACGUCGCAUUGCUGGCGGAAGCGAGCAUGUCAUCGAGCCAGCCGGGAAAGACCCAGUCGCCGAACUAAAGGGCGUCGUGGACAAGGGAGCACAAAUGAAGGUGGUUCCAGUACCGGGAACGGAUGAUUUGAUGAUCGUCCUAUGCACGACGGAUGGGAAGAUCAUCAUGAUUCCAGUGGUGGCUGAACCACGGUAACUAUGACGGCGCGCUCUGGGCAUAGCCUAUUCAUUCAUCAAGGCGUUGCGGAAGGCUAAUGCGUAUAUAACAAUGUGAUACCCGAUCUGGCGUUUAUCGUAUCUUUGUAUUAGUCCCGUCCUUUUCCGUUCCUUCGUGAUCGGAAUUAAGCAGUAAUAAAACUACCCAACCUUCUCAGAGAGUGAAAUCGUGGACACCCUUCUUCUCGGCCUCGUCUGCCACGGCCACCGGAACGCCUUCCGCUUCAGCUUCGCAUCCAUAUACAAAAUGAGAACGUAUAUCGCAGCGGUAACCAGGAUCAAUGGAAUCCAGGACACGAUGAAGAUCCAGAAAUCCGGCGAGAUCUCUAGCCGCUUGGAGUCCUGGUUGAACAGGAAGAAGUUCAUUCCGAAGAGUGUCUG